Molecule: messenger RNA, 5956 nt
Organism: Epinephelus fuscoguttatus (brown-marbled grouper)
Lineage: Eukaryota; Metazoa; Chordata; Actinopteri; Perciformes; Serranidae
Gene: bcl2b
Product: BCL2 apoptosis regulator b
Exons: 2
Coding region: 542-1228 (228 amino acids)
Biological process (GO): intrinsic apoptotic signaling pathway in response to DNA damage; extrinsic apoptotic signaling pathway in absence of ligand; negative regulation of intrinsic apoptotic signaling pathway
Cellular component (GO): mitochondrial outer membrane
Molecular function (GO): protein homodimerization activity; protein heterodimerization activity
Source: RefSeq, a predicted model, not a curated record
GGAGCUGCUGAGGAGGAUAUGAGGAGCAAUCGUGGAAGAGGACUCAGUCCGACCUUGUCUGGCUCACAGUCCCGCGCCUGGUUGUGCGUAAACGCUGCUAAAAUAGUUGGCGGCGUCUGAAGCCCCUUCGGGCGCGUACAACUUUGGCCCUCAUUCAUGAUUUUAUUCGCACGUCUGGGUGAUGUGCACAGGAAUAGAUCAACAUUACUCCAACCUCUUCCGCAUAUUGGAUUUCAAUGCAAAGAGAAGGUCGCCAGCGUCCCUCUGAGGAUUCGGGAAAUGAAGACUGCUGCUGACACGGACUCAGUAUUUUUGGACUUUUGAAACGUUUUUCUGUGCGCAGUUUUGAUUGAGGGAUUUUCUUCAACUCGCGAAGCAUUUGCUCCCUGUGUGGGAUUACUCGUUGCAUUGCUUGUAUUCGAUUACAGUCGAGUUUUGGAUGAGCCCGUGCUGUGCAUUGAGCAGCGCACAAAUUCGAUCAUAAUGUAUUUAAUUUAGGACAGCCUCUGUUUAAAUACAGUAAGUGCCAAAUUAAGCCGGGAUGGCGAACGAGUGUAAUCGCAACAUUGUGGAAAAGUAUAUCUGCCAUAAACUCUCCAAACGCGGCUACGUGUUUGGGUUUGAUGAUGUCCGGGAUGAAGAUGCUGCUAAUAAUGGGUCGAUAGUUGUCCCCCCGCCGACUUUGGUGCGCCGGUGCCGUGAAGCCAGCACCGGGCCUGACAGCGAGAGCAUCCCCCACCUCUGCAAACGGCACCCCCAGUCCGACCCGUCCGCCGCCAUCCACAGAGUCCUCCGCGAGGCUGGGGACGAACUUGAAAGACUGUACCAGCCGGACUUCACGGAGAUGUCGCGCCAGCUGUAUCUCACCUCCACCACGGCGCAGCGGAGAUUCGCCGAGGUGAUAGACGAACUGUUCCGGGACGGGGUGAACUGGGGCCGGAUUAUCGCUUUCUUCGAGUUCGGGGGCACGGUGUGCGUGGAGUGCGCCGGCAAGGAGGACAUGACAUCGCAGGUGGACAACAUCGCGGAGUGGAUGACGGAGUAUUUAAAUGGACCUCUGAACAGCUGGAUACAAGAUAACGGGGGAUGGGAUGCCUUUGUGGAGCUGUAUGACAGACAGAGGGACACCCUCUUCAGUUGCUCCUGGCCCUCCAUCAAGACGGUCUUCGGUCUGGCUGCACUCGGGGCAGCGAGCCUCACCAUUGGAGCGUACCUUACACAGAAGUGAACGAACCCUCUUUCUACCAGCUUGACUUUAUUCCUCAUCCUUCUCCUCCUUUUUUUUUUUGCUUUUCAUAGACGCCCCUGACCCCUCAGAGACAACCUUCAGACUCUUCCGAAUCUGGCUCUCUUCAAAGCCCUCUCUCAGAAAGCUCCCUCUUCCUCGCCCCUCCAUGUCAAAACAGACACGAAUCAAAACAACUGAAGCAACCAGAUGCACAGCCCGUACAGAGCAAAGGACGUCUUGAAAGGAGGCAGCUUAGAUGUAAUCACACUAAGCUGAGUGCAGCUGAGGAGUGAGGAGGUGGCAUCAGUGGCAUGCAUCUUUUAUUUUUUGUUCUGCCUGCUUCUGUACUAGUUAUAGCAUGAAUGUUGAGUGUUAGUGUAGACGUUGCAUGUGUCAGAGCUCAUGCGGGACCUCUGUUUGGAGGCCUUGAUGAUGGGGGUGCAGGGACAAUGAUGCCCCACACCGGAGCGGCCGCAGCCCCGCCCCUGCUUGUUAGGGUGAAGAACCCCGUUUGAACUAUGGACUCUGGUUACCCCCCCCCCCCCCUUCCCCUGCAGCCGUCCUUCAAAGGACUUCCUCCACAGAACAGCUGCUCAGAAUGUAUAAUGGAAACAGCUUGCUACAACCAACGCUCCUCAGACAGCUCCAGUGAACUCUGAACACACUGCACCAUUAUACUUCCCCCGGCCUUCGAUAUGUAAAGGAAGGACCAGUGGAAGACUGAGCUCUGCUCAUCUCUCUUUAGCAGAGCUCCUUGAUUUUUAUGUUGGUUUUAAUUUGUUGCAGCACGCCAAACUCCAAAUUGUCUGGAUUUACUGCAGAUACGGAGGCGACCGUAAAUUUUCAAUGAGUGAAAAACACGCUGAAGACGCCUGAUGUUGCAUAGAAAUCACGUUGAUUAACAUGCUUCGAAAAAUGUCGACCACAGCACAAAAGAGCAAGGUAGAAGUAAAAUAAGCAUUGCAUUUUGCAUCUUAAGAAGGGAGUGAGGCCCCUGCGACACAAAGAUUUUAAGAGUGCAUUCCUCGAGCAAAGCGAUGUGAACAAGACCACCCCUUGGCUUAAAUGACUCCCCUCUAAAAGCAACAUCAUUGUUCACACCGAGCAGCUCUGAAAACUCACCUUUUCUAUUUUCUACCAGCUUUCUUACUCCACUUGUGGUCAGAUUGUUUGGGCUCGCCCAGGUCUGAGAGCUGACCCUGUCAACAUGUGUCCACCAGCUGCUGAGGCCCCACAGCGACCCGGCACUGCUAGAAUCCACUCCGACAAAGACGCUUGUUGAAUGAGAAAACCUCACUUGGCUACAGAUGACUGAGUGGAAUACCGCGGCAGCAGGGUUCAAGCUCAGGACUAAAGCCAGCGUGUCCCGUGUGCUGGAACCUGAGAUGUCCCCUCUCUCCAGCUUGCAAAUGCAUUCAGUCAUUGAUUUGUUUUAUUGAUGUUUGUCUUGUGUUACAGUCUGAUAGAAGAUUUGCUCACAAAAGCUCCAAAACAUUUUAUUGUACACAGUACUUAGCAAGUCGGUUAUAGAAUAUAAGUGAUUUUUUUUCCUUUCCUCUGUCAUUAAAAAUCUUCUUUGUUGCAUGGAUGAAAGAUUCUUCACACGAUAAAUAUGUGUAACCAUAUUUAUAACAGAAUAGUGUAGGACAAGACAAAUUACAGCAAAGGAGUUGCUUUUUUCUAUUUAUUGAGAGGUACAAGAUCACAGAUUUUUUAAUAGUACUUUGAUGAAAAAUAAAUUGUUUUCACUUUUUUUCUAUUCUAUGGAAUCACACUGUAAUUACAUUUUUUCCUGGCUGCUAUUAUAACAAGAAAGAUGUUUUUUUUUUUUUUUUUUUUAAAAAGUGAAUUUCUGUGUCGUAUUAAUAUUGGCUUAAGGCUGCUAUACUGUCGAUUUAACUUUUACUUAUACAGCUUAAACUGCCACAGAUUUACAGUAUAGUUCUAGAGAGCUGGAAACCAAAGUUAACUUGUAUUAAUCUUUAAUUUAAAAAACAAAAAAACAAAAAAAACAAAAAGUAGCUUAAAGGGACAGUUCACCCCAAAAUAAAAAAUACAUGUUUUUCCUCUUAGCUGUAGUGUUAUUUAUCAGUCUAGAUAGUUUUGGUGUGAGUUGUCGAAUAUUGAAGAUAUCAGCCGUGGAGAUGUCUGAUUUCUUUCCAGUAUAAUAUAGCUAGAUGGCACUCAGCUUGUGGUGCUCAAAGCCCAAAAAAAAAAAAAAAAAAAUCAUGACCUGGUUUCUCAAGAUAAUCCACAGACCUUGUUGUGAGCAGUUAUAUUUAGGACCACCCACCCACCAACUGUAGCACCAUGCAGAAGGAAGUGUGCAUCAGGCCCCCAAGAAAGCUGCUUAGCCUUGCAGCUUAUUUUUCCCAGUGGUCACUUGCGGUAUUGCAGCACAAAAAUUCCCCUUAGACCACCAUUGUAAAACUGUUGACAGGACACCUCAAACUGCAGACAAGGUCAAUUAUGACUCUUUCAAUUAUGAAUAUUUGUUACACGGAGGUUUUAUAUUUGUAAAAUUUUACUCAAGCCAGGAAAAGUGAUUUAAAAAUCUGUGACAUCAUUAAAAUGUAAUGGAUUGGCGGUUUGGUGCGGUGUGGUGAAGAGGGAGCUGAGCUGGAAGGCAAAGCUUUCCAUUUACUGGUCCAUCUACAUCCCAACCCUCACCUAUGGUCAUGAGCGCUGGGUAGUGACCGAAAGAAUGAGGUCGCGGACACAAGCAGCCGAAAUGAGUUUCCUCUGUGGGGUGUCUGGGCUCAGCCUUAGAGAUAGGGUGAGGAGAUCAGACAUCAGGAGGGAGCUCAGAGCAGAGCCGCUGCUCCUGUGCAUUGAAAGUGGUCAGUUGAGGUGGUUCGGGCAUCUGAUCAGGAUCCUCCUGGGUGCCUCCCGUUAGAGGUGUUGCAGGUAUGUCCAACUGGUAGGACACCUCGGGGCAGACCCAGAACCGAUGGAGGGAUGACAUAUCUCAUCUGGCCUGGGAACGCCUUGGGGUCCCCCAGGAGGAGCUGGAAAGUGUUGCUGAGGAGAGGGGCGUCUGAAAUACUCCCCUACAACCCAGCUUUGGAUAAGUGGUUGAAAAUGGAUGAAUAAAAUGUAAAGUCUAUGAGCCGAAUGGGAACUCGCUGUGCAUAUUCAGUAGGCGGCAUAUUGCUGAAGCAAACCUGGAGGCUAGAAACUUUUUUGGUAUAUGCACCAGGCGAUCAGUUCCAUUGGACUGAAUCGGCUCCAUCUUGGAGUCCGGUAUCAGGGUAUUAUUAUAUAUCUAUGGUGAGCGUCUACUGCUAGCUCACCUAGCACCACUGAGCUAGCUAACAUUACAGUUCAGUAGCAACCCGGUCUCACUACGAAGUCGUCAAAAUCCGGUGCUUGGGCAGUGACUUGUGGCGUCAGACACUGAUAAAAAAAGGUGUUCUUUAACGUCAACAUGAUACACGGCCGGUCGCUGUUACGGUUUAACAGUGCUCAGCGGCUUCAGGGGUAAACGUGGUGAGACAAGAAUGACAGUUGAGGUGGCGAAAGUCUGAGUGGGGUGGGUGGGCGUUCAUGUUCUGUAAGAUCAUAAAGCCAAACCCUGCUCUUUUUUCCUAAACCUAACUACGUGCGAUAGAGGGAAAAAAAAAGUCAAUUUGCGUUGUUGUACUGACGUAGUGUGUUUAUUUUGAAAGAGACUGUAUGAAAACAGUAAAUUUCAGUGAAAAUGGAAGUGCAUUUUGAAAGACACCCAGGGUACCUUUCACGUCGUGUCUGGACAUGGAAGGUCCUUGACCAAAUGUCGAUAUGUGACGAGGUCGGAGUGAGAAUGUGUUGUCAGUAGAGGAGGACGCCAUUAAUGAUUACGUCUCACUUGAACAUGGGCGCAAGCCUCUCGUCCAUGUGUAGAUGCAUGUUAUGUGAGCUGAAUCAGUUGGUGGGUGUAGCUUGGUAGAAAGAAAAUAGUUCCCACAUGAAACUGCUCACAACAAGGUCUGUGGAUUAUCUAAGAUAAGAAAGAGACAUUGCUGUUGAGUUUUUUAAACAUAUUUUAUCCGCGCUUUGAGCACCACAAGCAGAGUGACAUCUAGUUCCAUUAUAUUGAAGAGAAGACAGACAUCUCUACAGCCGAUAUCUCCAAAACUCAGCAGCUCACACAGAAACAAUCUACAUUGAUAAACAGCACUACAAGUAAAAGAUAAAAUAUGAAUUUUUGAUUUUGGGGUGAGCUCUCUCUUUAAGGAGAAUACACAUCACUUCACCUCACUGAGUCUGUUCAGUGAGGUUUUAUGAUCUCUCUGUGGAGGGUUUGUCUCGUGUUACUGUACUAUAUCAGCUUAACUUUUGUCAGCUUUGUGCUCCGAUGAUAACUCAGUGCUUUUUCUGUAAAAUGUUGACCUGCCAGACUUAAACCUUGUCUCAGUUGUCACUAUAAACCACCCCAUUCUCAUUACAGCAGCUCACAGUGUGUGAUAUUCCCAGUGAUGUGUGUGUAAGAGAGAAGCAGACGGUGAUUUAUGAGCAGGAGUAGGAACAGUUCAACAGCAAUAUACUGUAAUUUUUUAUAUUCUCUGUGCAUAUAUGAAUGUAGGCGCCAUGGUUGCUGUACUGUUUUAUGUCUAUAAUCACAAACCUGUAGCACUUAUAAGAAAAAAAAGUGAAUUGUGUUUCUGUUGUUUACUGCUAUAUCCACGAUAAGCUAGCGGGAUCAUAUUGUUCCUAAUAAACCAGAUUUCUCAAGCAGCUGCAGUCCAA